UGGGAAGGCUUUAGAUAUACUGACUCGCAUCCACAGUGCGUUCGUCUCUCCCGUAAAGGAUGCAGAAUUUACGCAACCUAGCGGCGAGUCGGAAGAUGCCGCUUUGGAAGACGCAAAGCGACGCAGGCUGUUACAUGCCCUUCUGGACCUAAUUUCUUUAGAGGGAAUUUAUCCAUCCCUCUCAUCAGGGGCGGGAAUUCCUCUUCAGCAAAGAGUGAUUUCUGUAUUGCCGGCCGGUGUUAUUGCUCACCAACCGCAGAAGCCCACGAAUAACAAACCACAAAAUGAAGUGCUUCUAGAACACAUAAUGUCCGUACUUUCGGACAUCCUUUGCGACAAACGAUCCAGUAUACAACCUGUCAUUCGUGGCCGUAUAUUAAGCGAUAUAAUCAGUGCAGCCUCAGACUUAGCCUCGAAUGCAGAACAUUUAUCCGAGGACAAAAAGUUACACUACCGUGAUGUGCUCGUCAAGGUAGUUGAAGAAACACCUAGCCCAGUUUUGUUAUCCACCCUAUCCAGCUUCCUUCAGUCGGAUACAGCUCCGUGGUUCAAAUCCAUAGUUUCUAGUCAAAUAUCACGGGUCCCUUUGCGCCAGGACGGGGUUCUGCAAACGAUACUCUUCUUAGCCUCACAGCUUGCUCCUUCACUAGGUCAGGAGUCUCAAGACCAGACAUCUAAUGGCCCACACUUUACAGUGCAGGCGAUCAUGCAGUCUUCGCGCCUUUUAUCCUCAGUACCACAAGGAAUGGACCCAGUACACUAUUUCUCUAUCAUUGGGCCCCAACUAUUAGCUUUGAUUGAUGGAGAUGAUCCGGAUUUGAGUAAGACUGCAGCAUACGUGGUUGGUAACGGGAUUUUAUGCAAGCGUGCCUACGGUGCCCCCGGGACUAUAGGCCAUUCUAUCUUCCUGGAACCACUAUUCAAGACACUCACCGCUGGACUAGAUAAUUCAUCAAAAAAAUGGAUGUUGUCGUCCUCAAAUACAGGCGACGACUUACCAGACCGAGUUCUAAUGCCUGAACCCUUUUUGUUGCUGGCAGUUGAUAGGCUGAGAAGUCUAGUGCUUCAGCCUCCGAACCCAAGUCUCGUAAAGAGAGUUGUCUACCCAAUACUCGUUCCGCUUUGGGGAUUGGCCUGUUUUACUUCAGAGCAACAAAAUAUUUCUCUCCAUGAGAAGAUUAUGGAAGUGUUACAAACGUACUUCGCUAUAUCAGUCGGAGAACAGCCACUAAAGAAGUUGGUUGAUAAUCUGCUCUGGGAUGGAGGUUCUACCUGGACUUACAGUGUGGUUCCAACCUAUGGGGUCUCGUUGGUUAAGCGCGAGACUGCCGAGUCAAAUCAAUUGAACAUCGUACGACUUCUCGACAUACUACAGUCUAGGGCUAAGCUUUUCGUUGGGUUACUGGGAGCUGAUCCUAGCAGCGAAGAGCGCACCGGCGAUAUAUUCCUAUAUGUGAGCGAGAGCUGGCUCGUUCAAUCUCCGGUUAAUGAACGAUCAUUCAAUAAGUCCCAGCUUGGCCCCGAGAAUGAGACCGAGAGCAUGAAACGCAAGCUAGUUAGCGCGAAACUGGCAGAGACCCUCUUAGACAAUUUCAAAGAUAUCCUUUCUCGCCGGCCUCUCAGAGUACUCGAACUUAUUAAACAGAUCAUAGACGGCGAGCUCAAUCGCUCAGGUACACGAAGGAAAAGGGCCGGUGAUCUAGGAACUAGCAAGGUAUCACUCUCCUCGCUGGCGAACAUUGUCCCUACGGAAACAAAUACAGAACAAGGCAACACGGAAGAGUCAGACUCAACCGAAUCCCUACCGGCUGUGUUCAGUUUACUCUCCACAGUACUUGCAUCCCCCGAAUUCUCGGCAUCACAGGACACUUUGCCGGUCCUUGAAAAUCUCAAAUCACAACUAGACAAACUGAUCCCCUACCUCCCCCCGUCUCUAGCUAAACCAGGGACGACUUCCUCGAUGCUUUUAGAGAUUCAUCUUACGUCACCUGCAGAACAGAGCCAGAGACGGCCAUACUCUGAAGUGUCUGAUUUUGAAACUCAUCGCCGAGCUCUGACUAAUCUUAAUUCUGACCUCCCCCCGGUUCAAGCUGAAGGGUUCUCACUUCUCUCCGAUCUGGUUAAAAAAUCUUCACCCGUCCUCGACAUACCGUCUACAUUAACCCUCCUCCUAUCGAUCAUAACAGAUCCGUCCGAAACUGCGGCUAAUGACGAGUUUAUCUAUCUGAAUGCAAUCAAACUGAUCGGCACAUUAGCCUCAAGACACCCACGCACAGUGGUCAAAACACUAGUAGACCGUUACACAGACCGAAAUGAAACCGCUAGUCUCGACCAGAGACUCAAGAUUGGAGAAUCUCUUUUACGAACUGUCCAAGACCUCGGCGAAGCAUUAACUGGAGAGACCGCAAAAAUCCUAGGCGAGGGUAUGAUUGCAGUCGCAGGACGACGGGCACAAAAGCCAGAGACCCAAAAGCGCCGCAAACAACAACUUGAGAAAAAAAGGCGACAAAAGGAACGUGAAGAACGGCGAAACAAGGAACCUGUAAUGCCACCAGGCUGGAAGGUCUCCUCUCCCACACCAGUAGCCAAGAUACAAGAAGACGAAGAAGACGAUUCUGAGUCAGAGUCUCCUGAACGAGCCGCCCAUUCCGCCAAUGUCAUCGCCGCCUGGGCUGCGGGCGCCUCGUCAGAUGAUGAGCCGGAUGACCUGCGAGCUCGUGCAUCUGCGCUGUCCAUCCUGGCGACUGCGAUCCAAACUAAUCUUGCCGGUUUUGGAUCUUCGGUGGCUUCUUCAGCUGUUGAUCUUGCGCUUGCGACUCUUACCCUAGAGCAAGAGCCUGAGUCUGCGAUUCUCCGACGAGCAAGUGUUGUCCUGCUUCUUGAUAUCCUGAAGGCGCUCGAUACUAUCCGUGAGACUCGCGGAAGUCAGAGUCUCGGUUUUGGGUUCUCGCUUACAGAUGACUCGACCGGUGGUAUGUCUUGGAGGGAUGAGAAUGUCAGCAGCCGUGGCCCUUCGACUAUAGGUAACAUCCCGCAUAUGUUGCAGACACUCACGUUUGUCGAAAGCCGUGAAACAGAUACAAUUGUCCGUGGCCAUAUCCGUGUAUUGAUUGAGAGUUUGGAGGCUUGGGUAGAGAAGUCGUUGUUGUGGGGAAUUGGAGCUCAUGGUAGGGAAGGUGACAAUGAGCCAAGAUUGGAACUUGGGGAUCGAAUCGCUGGCCUUCAAAUCGAUCCUCUUUCAGGAAGAAAUGAAAGCGGACAGCCUAGAAUUGAAGAAAUUGACUAAGCUACUGCG
Molecule: messenger RNA, 3295 nt
Organism: Aspergillus pseudotamarii
Lineage: Eukaryota; Fungi; Ascomycota; Eurotiomycetes; Eurotiales; Aspergillaceae
Product: RTP1/Tango6 family protein
Exons: 2
Biological process (GO): protein secretion
Source: RefSeq, a predicted model, not a curated record